Messenger RNA from Talaromyces proteolyticus, 1236 nucleotides. RefSeq names its product aspartate aminotransferase. Gene Ontology annotation, biological process: L-aspartate biosynthetic process. The record is from RefSeq and is a predicted model, not a curated record. The transcript has 5 exons. Gene Ontology annotation, molecular function: pyridoxal phosphate binding; L-aspartate:2-oxoglutarate transaminase activity. Bases 1 to 1236 code for a protein of 411 amino acids. Gene Ontology annotation, cellular component: cytosol. Lineage: Eukaryota; Fungi; Ascomycota; Eurotiomycetes; Eurotiales; Trichocomaceae.
AUGGGUUCUUUUAAACCGUUGUCAUCUUUUUUGCACCUCCGUCCUAUGCCUUUGGACGCCAUUUACUCCCUCAAGGAAACUUUCAAGGCCGAUAGCAAUGAGAACAAGAUAAUUCUAGGUUCCGGGGUAUACCGAGACGAUCAAUCCCUACCGUGGGUAUUGCCUUCGGUGGAAAAGGCCGACGAGAUAGUGGCGAAAACUCAAGACUGUGGUCGAUAUGAAUAUCUACCUAUCCCAGGUUACGCACCAUUCUACACAGCUGCACGAGACCUCCUUUUCGGGGACCUGGGAGAUAAUGCGAGUCGGAUUGUUUCCCUCCACACGGUUGCGGGAACAGGCGCCAAUAGACUGGGAGCCCAGUUUUUGAAAGAGACGACUCAUCCAUCGGCUGUAUGGUUGCCUGAUCCGACCUGGGUAAAUCACCACAAUAUUUGGAGUCAAGUGGGUGUCAACGUGAAAACAUACCCUUAUUGGAACUCUUCUACGAGGGCUCUGGACUUUGAGAAAAUGCUGCGAGUCUUGAGCGAUGAAGCUACUGAGGGCGAUGUUUUGAUCUUACAUGCAUGCGCUCACAACCCAACCGGUGUUGAUCCCACAAAGGAGCAGUGGAUGACAAUUGCAGCCAUGUGUGAGACAAAAGGUCUCUUUCCCUUCUUCGACUGCGCGUAUCUGGGAUUCGCUAGUGGCGACCUCGACGAAGAUGCAUGGGCAGUAAGACACUUUAUGUCCCGAGGGACAUUAGAGCUUGCUGUUGCCCAGUCUUUCUCUAAGAAUAUGGGUCUCUAUGGCGAGCGCGUUGGCGCUCUUCACCUAGUAACUGCCACGGCCGAGAUAGCUUCGAAUGCAAAAGGCCAUCUCAGCCGCUUACAGCGAGGCUAUGUCUCGCAGCCACCCACAAGGGGUGCGAGAAUAGCCGCAACUAUUCUCAGGACCCCUGACUUAUACCAGGAAUGGUUGUUUGAUAUCCAGCAGAUGAGUUCCCGAAUUCGAAAUAUGCGUCGAGCGCUACGCGACAGACUGAUUUCUCUGGGGACUCCUGGAAGUUGGGAACACAUAUUCUCACAAAUUGGCAUGUUUUCAUAUGUUGGUCUUACUGCUGAGCAAGUGGCAAUCAUCGAAGAAUACAGCCAUAUCUAUAUGCUGAAAUCUGGACGUAUCAACAUUGCUGGACUGACUACAAAGAAUGUAGAGAAUGUCGCCCGCGCUAUAGAUCAUGCAGUAAGGCUAUUACCAUAA